Arvicanthis niloticus (Nile rat) is the source of this 2959-nucleotide messenger RNA. RefSeq names its product transforming acidic coiled-coil containing protein 3 (gene Tacc3). NCBI's taxonomy places the organism in Eukaryota, Metazoa, Chordata, Mammalia, Rodentia, Muridae. Gene Ontology annotation, cellular component: cytoplasm. The record is from RefSeq and is a predicted model, not a curated record. Gene Ontology annotation, biological process: mitotic spindle organization; nuclear migration; cerebral cortex development.
ACCCAAAGGGCACCCUGGGAGACUGAGUCUCGUGAGGCCGCCCCCCGGCAUUGAGUGGGGGAAUUUUCAGGAUCUGGGGCUGACCCACAAGUUGUGAGCCGCCCAGACGCCCCCGUACGGGUUCAGCUUCUCUUACAAACAGUUCGGAGGAGACACUGCAGCUGGUUCCAUUUAACAGCUGAGAAAAGCCAAGCCAGGGCGAACUGCUCUCUAACUGCAUUCGCGGCCGACCCUGAGAUUGUCUGGGCCAUGGCGGAACUCACAGUUACUGGCUACCAACAAGCCCACUAGGCCUGCGGUGCUAGACGACAGUUCCCAUACGCCCCCACGUUCCCACUGUGCUCUCAAUCCCGGAAGCGGAACUGCCUGCGCAUGAAGGGCGGGACCAGUAUGGCCUGCUAUUGGCCGCGGCGGCUCUGCAAAGAUCUCUCCUGCAGCGCGCUGAUUGGCUACGGAACGUCAACUCCCAGUGUUUGAAUCUGGGGCGGGCGUAGCGGACGACGUUCGCGGACUGCGAGAGCAGGGCUUGUUGGGAUUUCUUUGGUUUGGUUUCUCCAACUGGUUUUUCUAGCGCGGAGCAGGUACGGCUUUCCUCCCUUGCAGUGGGCGUCCGCGCGGGCCCAGGGCUCGGCAGCCGUAGGCAGAAUGAGUCUGCGUAUCUUAAACGACGAAAAUGUGCCCAAUGAGAAGAGUUCAGAAAGCCGUGACUUCCUGUUUUCGCCACCAGAACUUACCGGAAGAUCCUCUGUUCUUCGUCUGUCACAGAAAGAAAAUGUACCACCCAAGAACCAGGCUAAAGCCACAAAGGUGACUUUUCAGACACCUCUUCGGGAUCCACAGACACACAGGAUCUUAAGUCCUAAUAUGACCAGCAAGCUUGAGGCUCCUUUUGCUCUGGAUGACAAUAUUGGAUCACAAAAUGACCACUGUGUCUUCUUACAGAAAGAGAACCAGCUGCCUAUAGCCCCAGUGGAUGAUGCACCUUUGGUUCAGAUGGCAGCAGAGACCCUAAGAGCAGAAGUGGAGCUACAGGAGGCAAUCUUGAAUUCCUCGAGCCUUUCAGCUUUCACAAGUUUUCUGGACAGUGAGCUGGUGACCACUCCUAUCGAGCCAGUACUGGAGCCUUCCCAUCAGGGACCAGAGCCUAUCUUGGACGGUGAGCUGGUGACCACUCCUAUCAAGCCAGUGCCGGAGCCUUCCCAUCAGGAGCCAGAACCUAUCUUGGACGGUGAGCUGGUGACCACUCCUAUUGAGCCAGUGCUGGAGCCUUCCCAUCAGGGACCAGAGCCUAUCUUGGAUGGUGAGCUGGUGACCACUCCUAUCAAGCCAGUGCUGGAGCCUUCCCAUCAGGAGCCAGAACCUAUCUUGGACGGUGAGCUGGUGACCACUCCUAUUGAGCCAGUGCUGGAGCCUUCCCAUCAGGAGCCAGAACCUAUCUUGGACAGUGAGUCAUUGGCCCCUUCUAUUGAGCCAGUGCUGGAGCCUUCCCAUCAGGGACCAGAGCCUAUCUUGGACAGUGAGCAAGUGACCACUCCUAUUGAGCCAGUGCCGGAGCCUUCCCAUCAGGGACCAGAACCUAUCUUGAACAGUGAGCAAGUGACCCCUCCUAUUGAGCCAGUGCUGGAGCCUUCCCAUCAGGGACUAGAACCUGUCUUGGACCCAAAGGAAGAGAUCUUCAGAGACCCAGCAGAAGUUCUAGGUACUGGCGCUGAAGUGGAUUAUCUGGAGCAGUUUGGAACUUCCUCGUUUAAGGAGUCUGCCUGGAGGAAGCAGUCUUUGUACUUGAAAUUUGACCCCCUUCUGAAAGAGAGCCCUUUGCGUCCAAUGCCGGUGGUCCCAUUGACAAAUAGUACACAGGAUACAGAGGAGUCUGGCUCUGGAAACCCAGUAGAAGCCAAGCUUGUCGACUUGGAUUUCUUGGGAGGUCUGGAUGUUCCUGUAUCAGCCCCAUCCCUGUGUGUCCUUGAGCCUAGAGGUCUCCUUCCUACUGAGCCUAUUGUGGAUAUGCUGAAAUACAGCCAGAAAGACAUGGAUGAAGUGGUGAAUAUGUUGCAGCAGAAGAACUUGGAGCUGAAAAGCGAGAAUGCAGACCUCACCACGAAGUAUUUGGAGAUGGGGAAGAUCGUUGAUGGGUUUGAGAAGAUAGUAUACAAAUCAAUGGAGGAGGCUGAGAAACAGAAGGAACUAGCUGAAGACAAAAUCCAAAAGGUUUUAAAAGAGAGAGACCAACUUUAUGCAGACCUGAACUCCAUGGAGAAGUCCUUCUCUGACCUUUUCAAGCGGUUUGAGAAGCAGAAGGAAGUGAUUGAAGGCUACCAGAAGAAUGAAGAUUCACUGAAGAAGUGUGUUGAGGAAUACAUAGUGAAGAUUGGAGAAAAAGACCAGAGGUACCAGGCGCUAAAGGCCCAUGCAGAAGAAAAGAUCAGGCUGGCAAAUGAGGAGAUUGCCCAAGUACGCAGCAAAGCCCAAGCAGAGGCGCUGGCUUUCCAGGCAAGCCUGAGGAAGGCUCAAAUGCAGAUCCACUCACUGGAGAAGACUGUGGAGCAGAAGACUAAAGAAAAUGAUGAGCUGACCAGGAUCUGUGAUGACCUCAUCUCUAAGAUGGAGAAGAUCUGACCACAGCCAACUAUCACCAGCCCUCUUCUGUCUGCCCAUUUCCUUGUUCGUCUGAUUUCUCUCUUAUGUGUGGUUUAUUUAACCUCUAUUCAUUUCUAAGUUUCAUUACUUUGAAAAGACUAAAGUUUAAUUUCAAGCUCAAAGUCAGCCCAGGUCCUGUUGUUUAUAACAGGCUCAAUUGCCUCUUUUUCCAGGUCAUUCAGCUUACUUGAGUUUCUCUGCGAUCCUUAUAUACAGUGGUUCUCAGCCUUCCUAAUGCUGGGACCCUUUAAUACACUUCCUCAUGCUGUAGUAACCUUCAGCCACAAAAUUUUCAUUGCUAUUUCAUAAUUAUAGUUUUGCU